AUGUUUUUUGAUGAACGGUUUGUGAAUUAUGGGUGUAACAAGGUUCAAUACGUGGAUUUAAUUCGACAUCGCGGGUAUAAGUUCUAUAUUUUGAUCAAUUCGUUUGCUAUGGAUUUGGUUCAUCAUGAUUCGGCUUACAGAAAGACGUAUUUGGAUAAGCUUCGCGUUGGAACGAGACCAAUUAUGAAGAUUAUUUGCGAAAACUUCCAAGCCCGUGUGCAGCAAGUGUUCAAGACGGCCGAGAACCAGACGCAGAUUUGCCGAAGGAAUAACUUGUACAUCGAGCUUUAGUUUUUUGCCUUUUGU
This is a messenger RNA of Blastocystis hominis, 306 nucleotides long. RefSeq lists its product as hypothetical. NCBI's taxonomy places the organism in Eukaryota, Bigyra, Opalinata, Blastocystidae. The coding region runs from base 1 to 291 and encodes 96 amino acids. The transcript is spliced from 3 exons. The record is from RefSeq and is a predicted model, not a curated record.